AUUUCAGAUAGAAAUAUGGAUUUCGACUCCUUGGAAAUGCGGCUGCUGGACGAGUCCACCCCAGCCCCUAUGAGAUCACAGAACAUCUACAGAGACCUUCUGAACUGCUUAAAGUCGAACAACUUCGAAACCUUUAAAAAACGUUUCGAGAACAGCUUGAAGGACAAGUCAUCCAGCAUCGACGUAAACUACGUUCACCAAGAUUCAUUUGAGGGAACCUUUCUGGACAUCGCCUGCAAGAAUGGCUUAUCAACGUUCGUAGAGUUCCUGAUAAAAAAUGGAGCACAAGUGAACAGAAUCAACACGGUCCACAAACGAGGACCAAUUCAUUUCGCCGUGGAGAAUGGACACGCGAAAGUCCUCGAAGCUCUCCUGCAAAAUCCCAAGACAGACCGAAACUUGCAAGUUGAUCAGCAAACCGCCCUGCACAUGGCUGUGAAAAAUAAUGACGAGAAGUGCGCGAAACUGCUACUGGAAAAUUUGGCGAGUCCCAACAUACCUAACAUGAAGGGUCUGACAGCGAUUCACAUGGCGGCUAAUAAUGACCAGAAGAAAAUGGUCAAACUGAUUUUGGAAGUAUCCAAGUACAUCGUCAAUUUGGACAAGUACAGGGACUACACCAACCAAACGGCUAGAGACAUUCUACGGAAGAAAUACUCCGACAUCGAUCUUCCUCUUCCCUCCUAUUUCGGAAAAACUAAUAUCCACGAUCUCAAGUACAGCCUGAACAAUAACGACGAGGCCAUCUUCUUGUCGGGUCUGGAGAUUUUAGAGAACGACAACAUAGAGAACGACAACAUGAAAGAACUGAUAGAGAUGGCCGUCAACCAGAAUUUACAAGAGGCGGUCUCCGCGCUGUUGAAGAGAGUGAAAGAGGGUAACGUCAAUUGCGACUUGAAAAACGCUGCUCUAUUAGCGAUUCGAAAAGGCUCUUCCGAUCUUCUUGAUCACAUAUUGAACGCUAGUUGCGGGGUGGAUAUGAACGAGUUGUUAUUGAACGCCUGCCUUGAAUUGGGUAUUCCAGGUAAAGGAGAUUCGAAAGAUAUGUCUAAUCAGUUGAAAUGUGUGAAACUGAUCCUGAAGAACAACGUUGAUGUUAAAUAUACAGAUGGGAAAGGAAACACUCCUCUACAUUACGCAGCAAGGGCAGACUGUCGCGAAGCUGUAACAUUGUUACUCGAAAAAGGAAGCUACAUAGGUUACCCGAAUAAUUUCGGUGUGGCGCCUAUUGCCGACAUCUCCGCGUCCACCUUGUCUCGGUUCUUGGACGAUUGCAUACAGACCAAAAAAGAUGAAUCGCAGAAAUAUAUGAUCGAAUUCGAUUACAAGUUCUUGAACCCCUACAACUCGGAAAAUGACACUCGCCUGAAACGAGAAAUGGACGUUUUCCAAUUCAUAGCUGACAACAGCAGUUUGAAACACUUGCUCAACCAUCCGCUUCUAUCUUCGUUUCUCUACCUGAAAUGGUACAGCAUUAGACACGUAUUUUGGGUAAACAUCGGCUUCUACGUUCUUGUUUAUUUCUUAUUGAACGCGUACAUUUACAUCGCGAUGGGCCAAGCCACCAAGACAUCUCAGUAUGAAGAAUCCGUGAAAAUUCUGCGAAUCACCACGUUUGUCGCCAUGAAUUGCCUCGCCUUCAAAGAAAUCUUACAGUUGAUUUUGGCACCGUGUCACUACGUAACUAGUUUCCCAAACUGGAUGAAAAUGGUGCUGGUAUUCCUGUAUUAUGCUAUAAUUCUAGGUGCAGGCGUUGAAGUUGCCGCUGUGACGAUAUUGUUGUCCGCCUGGCAAAUAGUACUCUUGAUCGGUCAACAUCCACUGAUGUCGACUGGUAUCGAGAUGUUCAAAACGGUGUUUCUAAAGUUUAUGCGUUUUCUGCUCAUCUACGCCUUCUUGAUCCUGGCCUUUGCCUUUGCUUUCUAUAUGCUCUUCAAGAACAGCGACAACGAUAAAUUUCCAGAUCUGGGCCAGUCGUUGUUCAAGACCAUCAUCAUGUUCACGGGAGAAUUCAAUGCGAACGAAAUACCUUUUGUCACAUAUCCGAUUCUAAGUCAUAUCGUGUUCAUACUAUUCGUUUUUCUCAUCGCCAUUGUAUUGUUGAACCUGCUGAACGGUCUGGCCGUCAACGACACAGCAGACAUUCUCAAUAAGGCGGAACUGAUCGGGUUGAUCUCCAGGAUAAAGCUACUCGUAUACAUCGAGAAGCUGGCUGUUCAAGCUCCUUUUAUCCAGGAUGAACACUGCUUGUUCGGCAAUAAAUCGCACUGCUGCUGGACCUGCCUGUCGCCCACAUGUCUCAUCAAAAGGCUAUUUCUUUUUCCAAAUUUGUUGAAAAAUGAUUCGCUAAGUGUUCCGUUCGAUGAGGAUAAAGUAUCGCCCACCGUAAACAUGGAUCGUCAUAUUAUAAAACAAACUAAACAAAUUUUGUCGCAGAGAAGCCAAGAGUCGGAUAAUGAAAAAAUCAUCAACGAGAUGAGGAAAAUUAAAGACAGAUUGAGUUCGAUUGAAUAUAAUUUGAAUUACCUCAAGUGAUAUAUUGAGAAUAAUCAUUUUAAUCAUAAAAAGAUAUAAUGAAAACUGACAGGUUAUUUUGUUUUCUUGUUUCUGUUAUACAAGUUGAAUACACCAACAAUUCUCAUUAGUUGUCGCAGGCGACAAGAAUGACGGCUUGGUGUUUUCAAAUUGCCAUAGAUAGGUAAUAAUUAUAAAAAAUAUAGAUAUCGCAUUGCUUCGUAUCGCAAGGUUUCUAUUAAACUUACAAUUAAUAAGUGCCUUACUUAUAUAAAUACGUAUCGCUUAAAAUUUGCGUAAACAUAAUAUUUGAACAUUUUUUU
Messenger RNA from Hylaeus anthracinus, 2837 nucleotides. RefSeq names its product transient receptor potential cation channel protein painless (gene pain). Lineage: Eukaryota; Metazoa; Arthropoda; Insecta; Hymenoptera; Colletidae. Gene Ontology annotation, molecular function: protein binding; monoatomic ion channel activity. The transcript has 2 exons. Gene Ontology annotation, biological process: transmembrane transport; monoatomic ion transport. The coding region runs from base 16 to 2535 and encodes 839 amino acids. Gene Ontology annotation, cellular component: membrane. The record is from RefSeq and is a predicted model, not a curated record.